Molecule: messenger RNA, 2796 nt
Organism: Sugiyamaella lignohabitans
Lineage: Eukaryota; Fungi; Ascomycota; Dipodascomycetes; Dipodascales; Trichomonascaceae
Gene: PCL6
Product: Pcl6p
Exons: 1
Coding region: 1-2796 (931 amino acids)
Biological process (GO): regulation of cyclin-dependent protein serine/threonine kinase activity
Cellular component (GO): nucleus; cyclin-dependent protein kinase holoenzyme complex
Molecular function (GO): cyclin-dependent protein serine/threonine kinase regulator activity; protein kinase binding
Source: RefSeq, a predicted model, not a curated record
AUGGACGAAGAUCCGCACCAGCCUGAGAUCACCGUCAUUGAAGGCACCGCGAUAGACCAUGGACUGCCGUCGGGGUCGAGUUCUGGCAGUGGUAGUGGCAGUGGCAGCGUGGGGUCUGGUGCUGCUGCGUACCAGUACCAAUAUCUCCAGCAGCAGCAGCUCGCUCAACAGGCGUUUGCCAGACAGCUCCAGAACAUGCAACAUGCGCGGCCCGUGGGUAUUCCGGGGUCUGGUGACUCGUCGUCGGUCCCGCGAGAUGGUUUGAAUAUGGUGGAUGUCGAUACUGGAGUUCAGGGUCUUGGUCAGUCUUCUGUUUCAGAAUCUCCUGCUACUCAGAACACUCAGAAUCAGGACCAGCAGACCCAAGGCCAAGUCCAAUCCCAGAAUUCACAGCUCCAGAGCCAACCGCAGGUCCAGGUUCAGUCGCAAUCCCAGUUUUCGAACCAGAUCCAGGGCCAGACCCAGUAUCUGGCCCAGUCACAUUCGGCUAUUGACCGCGAACGCCAUCUCCACCAGCUCCAAUCUCUACAGAAACAACAACCUUUACCAAUGGGCAGUUCUGGCAGUGGAAUUGGAAUCGGUUUGAAUCAGUUUGGCCAGCAACAACAACAGCAACAACAGCAGCAGCAACAACCGGGUAUUGGACCAGGAUCGUCUUCAUCGUUUGUAGGCUCAUUUGGCCAGAAUUACCCCCUGGGGCCUUCGUCUAGACACAACAGUACCAGCAACUUGGUACAGGCACAUGCUUUACAAGGAGGAGCUCAUUCGUUUCGCGAUGACCCGUCUGUCACCUCAAUAGCGGCUGGCCUGGUACCGGGCAGUAUUGGCACUUCGCCAGGUACUGCUGCGACAUCUGCAUUUUUCUCUCCUUCUUCGGGCUCUCGACUCGCUCCUCAUACUAAUCUACCUUCUUCGGUAUCUUCUUCCUACAAAUCAGCUCAGCCUUCUAACAGCUUCUCUUCAUAUUCUUCAUAUCCAUAUAAUGGAGGUGCUGCUAGUAUAGGUGCCAGUAGUGUCGGAGGAGGAGGAGGUGGCGGAGGUGUUGUUGGGAGUAGCGCUUUUAAUACUAAUUUCACGUCGUUUGCUACUGCCAAUAGCUCUUUGAAUGAUAGAACUGGAAUAUACGCAUCUUCACCAAUCACAGGCGAUUCUGCCAGUGAGAAUGCUAAUCCAGCAGUUAAUUCGUCGUCGUCGUUUGCUGGUAAACUCGUUCAACCAGGAAACGUGGUGCGGACAUCUCUGCUGACAUCGAAACUGGCUGCCAGUAGUAAUAGUGGCAGCAGUAACAACUCAACUGCUAAUAACACUCCUAAUAAUGCAUCACCGUCUAGAGCCACUGUCUCACGACAAUCGUCAUUCUCUGCUUCUGGUAACCAACAGCUGACAACAUCAACCUCUAACUUUCCGUAUCCUAAUCCCCGUACAAACAGUCGCCAUAAUAGUUUAGUUGCCAGUGGACAACCUGGUCCUUUCCAACAACAACAACAACCAUACAGCUCAGAUCCUGUCAACUUUUCCAGUUCUGGACCUGCUAGUUCGGGAUUCUCAAGGUUCACAAACAUCACCAAUAAUAGUGGACCUGGAAGUUAUACUCCAUCAUCAGCUACUGGAGUAUCAUCAACGCCCGGAGUACCUGGUCAGGUACCUGGUCAGGUACCUGCAGGCAAUAAUUCGUCUGGACAACAGAACUUUCUGCCUCAUCCCUCGUCAACCACAACUAACAUUUCCCGAGAACAAGUGUCUGCUGCCUCGUCUGCCGAUACCAGUGCUGAUUUCGGCGCUGUGACCACCCACAACCCGUCGUCUUCUCCAAUGGACACUGCUACUGACGAAUUCAACACCCCAGCCGACUCAUUCCAACCGAGCUACCAGUCGCCAUCAACCACAUCUUCAGCAGUUUUCGGUAACCAACAGCAACAGCAACAGACUGGAUCCUCGAUACAUGGACAUACAACUGGACAAACUAACGAACUGCCUCCGAUUACAAACCAAGGAAUAACCUCUCAACGAGGCACACCUGGUACUACUGACGAUGGUUCUGGUGUGAAUAUAGCACCAGGAACCGGUUCUGCCACAGGAGAUGAGUUUAACCGACAAUACUCAGCAGCCCAUCCUGGUCCACACCUCGAUAUUGCCAAUCACCCUGUCCCUGACGUGCUGGUCAUGUUAACAGUAUUACUACAGAAGAUUAUAGAUGCCAACGACGCUCUACAUCCCCACAACUACCAAGCUUCGGAGAUAGCUGAUACCUCUGACAGGUUCACCGCCAACGUUCUCGCAUUCCAUGGUCGCAACAUCCCGGCCAUCAGUCUCCAUGCGUACCUGUCCCGUAUUCUCAAAUACUGUCCCACCACCAACGAGGUGUUUAUCUCGCUUCUAGUGUAUUUCGACCGAAUAGCCCAGCGAGCCAAUUCUGGCGAGCUGUCUCCUUCUGGUGUCAUGGCAGGUUCUGCCUCGGGAACUACGAACCACCCUGGUGGAUCCACCGACCCUGACCACCCUGACCAGCCUCAAUUAUUCGUCAUGGACAGUUACAACAUUCACAGACUGAUCAUAGCCGGCGUCACUGUAGCCAGCAAAUUCUUCUCGGACAUCUUUUACAAGAACUCUCGUUACGCCAAAGUCGGUGGUCUGCCAGUGGACGAACUCAACCACCUGGAGCUCCAGUUCCUACUCCUCACCGACUUCCGACUCAUGAUCUCGCUCGAAGAGCUCCAGCGCUACGCCGACCUGCUCCUCCGGUUCUGGCAAAAAGAAGCCGUCCACAGCUCGCCACACCCCAUGUCCACCAUUUAG